Molecule: messenger RNA, 424 nt
Organism: Drosophila teissieri
Lineage: Eukaryota; Metazoa; Arthropoda; Insecta; Diptera; Drosophilidae
Exons: 2
Coding region: 61-399 (112 amino acids)
Source: RefSeq, a predicted model, not a curated record
AAUAAUAGAGUUUAUUCCAUUCAUGACCGUUUCCAGGAUCCAUUUGUACACUCCCCAUUGAUGGAGUUUCAAGGAUAUCAAGUAACCUGGACCAUUAAAUUGGAAAACAUUGCAUGUGCAAAUCUCUGGAGGAGGCUGAGAUUAAGAGCUCCUAAUCCUGUCGGAGGAUGCCAACGUGCAGCGGCUGGAUUCGCUGGUGACCUUGGGCGGCGAUAUCCAACUCCAAGAUUUGGAGAAGCUAUUCCAUUCCGGUUACCAAGCAAGUUACGGAUCAUCGGUCGCAAGCAGGAGAAACCGCGGAGAGCAAGUGCGCGGGUGACGAUAACAAUGUUGCCCCAUCAUCGUGCGCUUGCAAUCAUCACCUCGGCUCCACAAUCAGCUGUUCGGAUUCUCAGCUGAUAUUGCGACAGGUGUCCAAAGAGUA